Messenger RNA from Daktulosphaira vitifoliae (grape phylloxera), 1993 nucleotides. RefSeq names its product phospholipase A1-like. The transcript has 6 exons. Gene Ontology annotation, molecular function: lipase activity. Lineage: Eukaryota; Metazoa; Arthropoda; Insecta; Hemiptera; Phylloxeridae. Bases 523 to 1554 code for a protein of 343 amino acids. The record is from RefSeq and is a predicted model, not a curated record.
UGGUUUAUGAAGGGUCUCUUAUUUUAUAUAGAUUUCUAAACUAUUACAAUCAUAUUAAUUUUUUUAGAAAUUUUAUAACAAUAACAGUUCUACACACUGUGUUAAAAGAAUAGCUAUUUGUCGUUCACAAGUAUGAUAAUAUUUCUUUAUUUAGCAAGGUUAAUCGUUUUAUGUCACACUUGAAUUUCUGAGACUUCAAUAUACUGUAGAAAAUCAAAAAAAUUUAAGUCUGAAUUAUAAUAUAGUUUUUACUGUAAUUUGUUUGUCAAUUAAAAAUAACUGAGUCAGUUUUUUGAACCGAAACGGCCGGACAUCCUGUUUAUAAAUUAUAUUGCGAAUACUACAUGACAUUAUCGACAUAAACCAGCAUAAAAAAAUACAAUGAAUUGAAAUAAAGUAGAAAGGAUUUUUAAAUAAAACUAUAAAAAACAUUUGUAUGAAUAAAUUGAUGAACAAUAUUACUUCAGUUUUUUAAUAUCAAUAUUCAGAACAGUCUCAAAGUUCCAUUUUAUUUUGAUAAAAAUGGCUUUGGGUAAUUUCAUCUUAAAGGUUAUAAUACCUCUGUUAUUAUCUAUUACAAUAACUAUAAGUUCAAGUAAUACCAUAUGUCUUUUAAAACCGACAAUAACUGAUGGAAUGAGGUUUUAUUUAUACACAAAAAAUAAAAUGACCAACGUUACAAUGGAAGAAGAAUACGUUCAACGAUUACCGUUUGUAAACAACAAUAGAGUUUCUAUCUUUAUUCAUGGAUAUACUGCCCAUUAUGAUGACAACUACAUUACCAUAUUUCGUAAUGCUUAUUUAAAUGGAACGGCUGAUCAAAACAUCAUUCUAGUGGAUUAUUCAAGUGUUACUGGCAACAUUUCUCAAACAAACUAUGGCCAAUUACCUAUGGGAUAUAUUAAAUCUGUACAAUGUGAUUUGCCAAAAGUGGCCAAACAAAUUACCAACUUCAUUGAAAUGAUAAGAAAAGUCAGAUCCGAUUUAUCAGAUAUACAUUUGAUUGGUCAUAGUCUAGGUGCACAUAUAGCUUUUCAAGUAGGAAAAUUCUAUAGUCAGUCGACUGGACGUCUAUUGAGUCGAAUAACUGCGUUAGAUCCAGCAGGGCCGUGGUUUGAAAGUUCAAGUAAACCAAAUACGCCUAUUGCUCGUUUUGUAGACGUAGUGCACACAAAUGUCGGUAUUUUGGGAUACACUGCACCUUUAGGAACAGUCGAUUAUUACAUCAAUAAUGGCGUAGUUCAAACUGGCUGUCUAGGAAGCGUUGAUCAAAAAAUGGCUUUAGGAUGUUCUCAUCUUUCUGCCGUUUUUUAUUAUGCUGAAUCCAUCAACAAUAAGCGGAUACUAGCAAAGUCUUGUUAUGAAAUUAAAGAUAUAGUAAAGGACAAAAAAAAUUUGUUUGUUAUUAAUGGAGACAAUAAUAACGCUAUAAGUCUAACCUGUGACUCUACAUCAAGGUCGGUAAGCCACACAAUUGUCUUUGGUGAACAUGUUCCUUUGGAUGCUGUUGGUGUAUAUUUCAUUUCUAUUCCUAAAGUACCAUUCUACGAUUAAUGUUAUAUCUACUUUUUUAAGGAUCAAUUCAAGAAAUGUUAAUUAUCCUACAAUUUUUACACUAAAUUUUUUUUGGAAACAUAAUUAUGAAUUAAUUUAUGCAAAAACGUUUCUAUAAUAAAAUAAAAUAAAAAGUGUAUUCUAAUUAAAUAAAAUUAAAAAAAAAUUUAAUGUAUAAAUGAUCUUCUACGAUUGUUGUUAUGUUAACAGGCUUUUGUUAACUAUCUAGAUAAUAAGAAUCAUAUAACUAGAUUAAUAAAAAUAAAAUUUUUCUACAAAAAAAAAAACAAUAUAUUGACAUAAUUAUUUGGACGUCCCCCACUUAUAAUAUUUGUAAUAAAAUAUAUAGGUACUAUUUUUAAAAUUUAAUUUUUGUAACUCUUUAACUGCAGUCAACACUUAAAUAAAUUACUGUUUAAAAUGUAAAAAACAACUAAUA